UCUUUCUCCCGAAAGAUUGUGUCGUCGAAAUAUCAAAUCACCUCUUGCGAUCUUAUCAAGAAGUAGCAGCAGAAAAUCAAUCAGGUAUCAAGAUGUCUAGCCAAAACCUCGCCACCCUCGAUGCGACGCUAGCCGAGAACUUGCCCGACCACUCAAAGCUGCUCUUCGGCGCCAAGACCCUGAACAAAAUCACCUUCGAGCAGAUCGCGCAGGAGCUAGGCCGCAGCGAAGUCGCCGUUGCCGCCAUAUUCCUCGGCCAGGCCCAGGCCUCGGCCGAGGACGUCGACAAGCUGUCGAAGGUCCUCGGCGUGCCCAAGGAGCGCCUCGAGGCGUCCUCGAUCUCGGCCAUCCCGAACCGCGGACAGGCCGGGCCGAUGCCGCCCAAGGAGCCGCUCGUCUACCGGCUGUACGAGAUCGUGCAGAACUACGGGUACGCGUUCAAGGCGGUUAUGAACGAGAAGUUUGGGGAUGGGAUCAUGAGCGCGAUCGCGUUCUCGUCGAAGGUCGAGAAGGAGGUUGAUGGUGAUGGGACGACUUGGGUUAAUAUCACGCUGCGGGGAAAAUGGCUCCCGUAUUCUCGUUUUUGAGUUGGGCGAUAAGUGGAAAUAUUCUGGCUUUUGCACACGACGCCAUUUCAAAGCCCCUACGAAGAGCGUUGAUGUAUGAAAUGAAAUGAAUCAGCAUGUUUGGUAGUAUCUAGUUUAUUUAUCAAGAACUAGCUACCUAGUCGACUGCGCUAUUAUCAACAACCCCCAUAUCAGCAAAAUAUUAUCUAGGCAUAGGGGGAAUAGACACUAAUGAAUUAUAAAUUGCGAUCAACGCUCCCUAAUCGCAUGACCCCGUAAAC
Molecule: messenger RNA, 847 nt
Organism: Annulohypoxylon truncatum
Lineage: Eukaryota; Fungi; Ascomycota; Sordariomycetes; Xylariales; Hypoxylaceae
Product: Cyanase
Exons: 3
Coding region: 93-587 (164 amino acids)
Molecular function (GO): DNA binding; cyanate hydratase activity
Source: RefSeq, a predicted model, not a curated record